Molecule: messenger RNA, 2954 nt
Organism: Triticum aestivum (bread wheat)
Lineage: Eukaryota; Viridiplantae; Streptophyta; Magnoliopsida; Poales; Poaceae
Product: transmembrane and coiled-coil domain-containing protein 4
Exons: 15
Coding region: 283-2190 (635 amino acids)
Source: RefSeq, a predicted model, not a curated record
CGGGUUGGUCACUUUUUUUAAAAGUAAAUAUUAAAAAAAAGUUAUUCCGUGGAAGGUUUCCAUGUUGCAUGAUGGGUGCGGGCUGACGUACGUGCAUGUGAGCGUUCGUUCGGGAGUUCGUUCUCCGCGCCGCACCUCCGAUCCUCCGAAGCCAGUCGGGUUGCACGCAAUAUCGCCCGGAGCCGAUUCGGCCGCACGCGCGGCUAAAGGCUGCCAACAUCGGCAAGGUCGCGGAUUUCGUUGGCCCCGCAGCGCUCUCGGCGCAGUGGACACCGCCGGGCAAUGGCCACGUCGUCGACGCUGAGCCAGACGCAGCGGUACGCUGCGGGUGCGCUCCUCGCGCUCGCGCUCCGCCAGGCGCAGAUCCACCAGCGCGUCCUUCUCGGCUCCCACGGCCUCGACGAGGGCCCGGACCCUGAGACGGCCGUCCUCUCCAGCGACGACCCCGACGGCCGCGACCUCUGGACCCACGACUCCCGCGGCCUCCUCCGCCCCGUCCUCAGGUUUCUCGAGAUCGACCCCAAGGCCUGGCCGGGCGUGGAGAAGACGGCGGCGACAUCCGAGCCCAAGCACCACAUUGGAGCCUUCCUCCGGAAAGUGUUCGAGGACGAAGACGACGGCGAGAAGGCCGCCGCCGAUAGGUCCGACCUCGAGCUCGCGCUCGCCAAAGCCGUCGACGCGAUGGCGAUGGGCCUGGAGAACGACGUUGCAGCGGGCAACUUGUUCAAACAACACGUGUUCGGCGCCGACAAUGACGAAGAACCGGCUGACGACGGGUCGCCGUCGUCGCCGGGCGGCGGCGGGCGCUCCAAGGACUACCGGAAGAUGGCGGUGCUGUACAUGCUCCUCUCAGCCUGCGUGGCGGACGUGAACAUGGACGAGGACGGCAUGGGAUCCCCCCGCAUCAGGAAGGGCUACGACGCCCGCCACCGCGUUGCGCUCCGGCUGAUCGCGACUUGGCUCGACGUCAAGUGGAUCAAGAUGGAAGCUAUCGAGAUAAUGGUUGCUUGCUCUGCUAUGGCUGCAGCGAAAGAGGAAGAGAAAUCGCGUGAAAGUACGUCGCCGAGAAGCAGGUGGCAGAAAUGGAGGCGCGGGGGGAUCAUCGGCGCCGCCGCCUUGACCGGAGGGACGCUCAUGGCCAUCUCCGGGGGUCUAGCUGCUCCAGCGAUUGCUGCAGGGUUCACUGCUCUUGCUCCGACGUUGCACGCACUUGUCCCUGUUAUUGGGGCUAGCGGAUUUGCUGCUAUAGCCACUGCUGCUGGACACACCGCUGGCUCAGUAGCAGUUGCUGCAUCAUUUGGAGCUGCUGGAGCUGGGUUAACUGGUUCCAAAAUGGCCAAAAGAAUUGGGAAUGUGAAAGAAUUCGAGUUCAAAGCCCUCGGCCAGAACCAUAACCAGGGUCGCCUAGCAGUCUGCAUCAUGGUUUCUGGAUUCGCUUUUAAUGAAGACGAUUUUUUAAAGCCGUGGGAAGGAUGGAAAACUAACUUAGAGAGGUACAUUCUUCAGUGGGAGACUAAGCAUAUAAUUGCCUUGAGUACAGCAAUACAGGAUUUUCUCGCAUCAAGAUUUGCAAUGGAGCUGAUGAGGGAAGGCGCGAUGCAGACUGUGUUAAGCGGUAUAAUUUCAGCAUUUGCAUGGCCUGCUACCUUGGUAGCUGCUGCAGAUUUUAUUGACAGCACAUGGUCCGUUGCUAUUGACAGAUCAGAUAAGGUUGGGAUAAUGCUUGCUGAAGUGUUGCUCAAUGGACUGCAAGGAAGCAGGCCUGUCACUCUCAUAGGUUUUUCACUCGGUGCGCGUGUCGUGUUCAAAUGUUUGCAGGAAUUAGCUCUUUCGGGCAAUAACGAGGGAAUCGUCGAGAGGGCUGUGCUGAUAGGUGCACCGAUUUCAGUUAAUGACGAGUUGUGGGGGCCUGCCAGGAAGAUGGUUGCUGGAAGGCUUGUGAACGUGUACUCCACCAAGGACUGGAUCCUCGGCGUCACUUUCCGGGCGAGUCUGCUCACGCAAGGCUUGGCUGGCAUCCAGGCGGUCCAAGUCCCCGGAGUUGAAAAUGUUGACGUUAGCGAGCUCGUCGUCGGGCACUCCUCCUACCUGGGACUCAUGCAGCAGAUCCUGGAGCAGCUGGAGCUGAAUACUUACUACCCGGUGUUCUCCCCCUCCACGCCCAGGUCCAGCACGCCCAGAUCGAAAUAACCGCGAUGAACUUCUGCUACUCAGGAACGGUGUUAUCUGUGAUGAAUGUAGUCACCAAAGGCUGUAGCUAAUAAAGGAAACUUUUGUUGUAAGGGAAAGGAAAAAACGAUCAGGGUACUUGUAGUCCGUUUUAUCCAUAAGUCUCAGCAUUUUCAUAGAAAUGUUUGACUAGCGAAAUACACAUGCGAGUAAAAAGCUGACACCGUGAGUUUAGAAGAUAUGUCAUUUUAUGCCGGAUCAAACUAUUCAACUCAAGAUCGGAUCGCAUUCCUUGUGGUUAGGAGCAACAUUGUCAGGUUUGAAAAUUGGGUGGGUUGAGCAUGAGAAUUGUUUGUCCCUGUAUGGCUGCAGCCCACACAUUAUACAGAUGUUGCUAAGAGGAUUGAUGCUAAAUUGAAGAUCCUGAGAAAACAUCUCAAAUCAUGGGUCAGGUCUUUAUUUGCGUUGAAGGAGGAAAAUUUUGAUGCCAAUGCAGCGAUCUCCUUGUUCGAUUCGGUUGAGAACUUCAGAGAUCUAUCCCCCUCUUGUCCUUAAGGAGGGAUUUAAUAGAACAUUGGGCUCAUUUGGGAUCCCGGCCCAUUCCCUGGGUGGGAAGCCCGCGCGGAAGAUAUGACCCGGGCCAAUAUUUCUGGACAUUUGGACGCUCGGAGCCACGAGUUUUUUUCGGCCCGAUCCGCAUGACUUCCCCGGGAUAGCGCACCCGCCUCGCGACAUCGGGAGAGAAUCCCCCGUCUCGCUCGCUCGCGGCGCCUGUCUCUGACCUG